AUGCCACCCAUGGUGUUCUAUUGGAUACACUUAACCUGGAUGAUCAAGAACAGAUGCCUCUUGAAGGAACUGUACGAAGAGUUGAAGGAAAUCGAGUACUCCUUCUGCGAAAACGGCAUCAGCUGGUUCUACAAAGCAACAUGGAGAACCAAAUACCUCAGUAAAGAAAACAAACAAGAUGUUAUAUCGAAGAUUACUUUAUAA
This is a messenger RNA of Nezara viridula (southern green stink bug), 204 nucleotides long. The record is from the annotation of a GenBank genome assembly. Lineage: Eukaryota; Metazoa; Arthropoda; Insecta; Hemiptera; Pentatomidae.